AUGACUCAAUCGAGCAUACUACGAUUGGACGGCGAGCUUCGCGAUAUAGCUGAAAAAUUGGACAGGAUUUUGUCUGAUCAAGACAGCAUUUCAGCUAACAUCGAAUGUGAUCCCAAACUUCAAUUUUUGGAUGUACCAAGCGCAAAUGAGACUUCCACCGACAUUCAGGCUCUACGAGCACAAGAGACGCUGCUGAGCGACCAGCUGGUUGUGUGUCGUGAAUUGAGUGUAGUUUCAGAUCUUCUGGAAGAGGCUAAAAUGAACCUGCAAUUGUGUGAACUGGAAAACUGCUUUUACUCAUUGCAGAACAUACGUAGGAAAUUGACCGUAAUCGAUUUCAAAAUACUGCCGAUGCGGUUUGAGCAAGAUUUAAAACUGCAUCUGGACGAAAUGCAUGCCCAUUUAGUGUCCCGCUGUGACGACAUCAUGCACGGGUUUUGGAAGAUUGAUGACUGUGGCAUCACAUUUGUGGAAUCGACAAUCGUUGGGACAGAUCGAGUCGAAUUCAAUUACAGCUACUUCCGUCAGUUUUUGAAAACGUGCUUCUUUCCAAACGGCAGUUUUGAGCCUACAAUCUGGUUUGUGUCGUCGCUCAGUAUGAGCGACACCAAGGAAGCAAUUACCACAGGACUGUCUACCCUUUUCACACAAUACAUCGAACUUGAAGUAGUGCAGGAAAAACUGAAGAGCCUGUUAUUUUCGGAAAACGUGUUUUUGGAGCUCAAAAGCGAAUCCACACUGGAAGUCACAACCAAAAAAUGCAGCCUAGACGAAAUCCUGUGCAAAUAUACUGCGCUUGUUCUAUUUUUGCUACGAGCGGUGACCAGCGAUGACCAAAAUACCAUUCUGUCCCGCUUGGGGAAUACAAUUGCCGUUGAAGUUUUGAAAUUCUUCAAACAAAAUUCCACUGUGCUACUUUCGCCAGGUAGCAAGCAGAAGGAACAGUUAAUCAGGCUUAAUGAUGACCUCAAGCUCUUGUCAGAUAGCACAAAAGGAGUUUGGGUAUACAAUGGUACAGAGCUGGAUGCUCUGCUCAAUGAUGACUCUGUGAUUAACAAUCUCAAACUGGACAAACUGCUACAAUCACAAAUCGUCAAGAUCAGAGAGGUCUUCAGGACCUCAAGCUGGUCGAAAACUUUUGUAAUCAAACUCCCGACGCAGGAAACGCCAUCGGUUAAUAAUGACGUGCCCGCUAGCAAUACGGAUGAUAAUUCAGAAGAUGAGUGGGACUGGGGGAACGAGGUUGACAUUCCCGAUACGCACGACGACGAAGAAAAGGACGGGUGGGGAGACGAGAUAGAUUUCUCUGAGGACACUAAACAAGAGCCAAUUGGUACUAGGAAGCCGGACGUGUCUCACAAAAUGGUAUCUGAGAAUGACGAAUGGCAAACCAACUGGGAUGAGACUGAGCCCAUUGGGAAAGAAGACUCUAAUGUCAGGAAAUUGACAGGACUUCCAGCUCUAUGUCUUGAGAUCUUAGAGAACUUUGAAACCGGAUGUGACGAGAUUGGGAGAGAGAAGAUUCAGAUGACCUUAGACUAUAAGAGAAAUUUGUUACUAACAUCUUUCAUGGCAAUGUGUGUUUGUAAAUGCAAGGACUGGUGGCAAUUACAUCACGAUAUUGAGUACGUUGUGACAAAAUUUCCAGACCAACGAAAGAUAUUUCGACUUAUUGAACUCGACUCGCAUUUUGUCCAGACGCAUGUGGACAAUAUGAAAAAAACGAUAUUAGCACUAAUCCAGCAGCAGUUUCGAAAUUUCCAAACAAAUGAGAAGACUCCAAAUUGGGGUAUUACCGUCGAGUCUUUGUUACCUUAUUUAGAGAAUGUGGCAUUUCCAGCAAUCAUCAAAUUGAAAGAUCUACGAGUUUUGAGUAGUUUUGUGGAAUACGUCUACGCGGACUGUUUUGUCGCGCAACUAAUGUCCUGGCGCAUGAUCUCGGAGAAAAACUCCGAAAACCUCGAGGAAAUGAUCAAAUUGCUGCUUGCAAGCACAAAUCAUCCUGCCUUGCAAACAGACGAGCGGUGCAAACAAUCCCGCGAAAAACUCGCAGUUAUUGGUGACGUACUCACUGCUCAUCUUACAGACAUUAUGGACAUGUUUUCCAGCGGCGAUUUUUACCUAUUUUCCACUGAUGAGAUUGUUCAGUGGAUAAUUUUACUGUUCGCCGAUACGGGAUUGAGACGCGAGUGUCUUGAUGAGAUACGAACAAUACGCCAGGAGCAGCAAGAAGAUGAGUAG
This is a messenger RNA of Lachancea lanzarotensis, 2241 nucleotides long. It is a transcript of the gene DSL1, whose product is annotated as LALA0S11e02454g1_1. Bases 1 to 2241 code for a protein of 746 amino acids. Gene Ontology annotation, cellular component: RZZ complex. The transcript has a single exon. Lineage: Eukaryota; Fungi; Ascomycota; Saccharomycetes; Saccharomycetales; Saccharomycetaceae. Gene Ontology annotation, biological process: mitotic spindle assembly checkpoint signaling; endoplasmic reticulum to Golgi vesicle-mediated transport. The record is from RefSeq and is a predicted model, not a curated record.